GUAUACGUCGAACAAGCUCAUUUCAUACCUGCACAAUCCUAACACAUAUAGAACUAAGUAAUGUGUAAUUAACGCGAUCUUGAUACUAAGAAACGACAAAUAAUUCGAAUAAGUUCUCUCCUAAUCAGUUUUGUUAGUGCCGCGAUUGAUUGUUGAAUGUUACGAUCUAUUGUUGUUCCUCGUCUUGCGUUUAAACUUGAACUUAAUUUCGCGUUUAUCGUUGUGUUUGCUCUUUGGAACCUUGGAUGUUUCCUAAAGUGAUACGAAUUCCAUGCAAAAUAACGACUAUUGCAAGUGUUUGACUAUUCAAAGAGGAUUAUAAAGGGUGUUUUUCUUCGCCACAAGUUUCUUACAACAACAAUGAACUAUUUUCGAUGUCAGGUCUACCCUCGGCGGGCAUAAAAUUAUCACAUAGUUCUCAUAUUCGUUUUAAUUUCAAAAAAAUUCCAUGUCCUGAAGUGAAUCAAACAUAAGUGAUUUAAUUUUUAUGUUCAUUCCAUUUCAACUUUUGUUUUCCUGUUUCCCAUUGAAAAACAAUACAAAGCGGAAACACUUCAGCAAUAACAUAGGCAAAAUGAAGAAAUUACUAGGUGUAGUGUUAAGUGUUUGUCUUGUGCAACGAUUAAUUGCUGCAGAAAUUGUGAUUAGUGCUCAAAAAUCAGAACAAGCGUUGACAAAUGAAACGGAAUUUCCGGAGACAUCAGUAAUUACACCAUCAUCAUCUAGUGAUAAGCCCAAUGAUAACCAACCAAAUCAGGAUAGUGUGCCUAUAGCAAUCGCGAAUGAUGUUGGUGGUGCUGUUCAAGAUUCAAAUGAUAUUCCUCCCUUGGAGGAAGUUGCUCCAAGUGUAGAUAGUGGGAAUGCCGUCGAUAUCCCUUCAUCUAUUUCGCUUUCUGUUGCUUCGGGAAGCGGUGGUAAUUUUGGAAGCAACCCAGAAGUUGUUAGUCAGAAUGAAACCCAAAGCUCAUCUACAACAUCCACUACAGCAUCAACCACUACAGCAUCAACCACGACAACAACAUCCACGACAACUACAACUACUACAACAACAACUGCGAAACCUUUGAAAAUUGAGGAGCCUCAGCUGAUACCACCGGCUGAUGUGAACGCUAGCAUAGCCAAGAUAGAUACUCCAGUAAAUAAGAAAGGACAAGUUAUUAUCAGCUCAAAUCCAGACUGUCCUUCACUAGCUUCAGCAAAUAACAUGUCACAAACGCAAUUGAUUACAGCACUAACGCACGAAUGUCGCUAUGAUCGUCUAGAGCGGCCAACAAUCACUAACGAUAAAGGCGAACGACUUCCCGUAGAUGUAUAUGUUCGAAUCUAUUUCUAUUUCAUCCAAAAUCUAGAAGCGCAUGAUUUGCAAUUCAAAAUUCAGGCCUUACUACAACUGCGCUUUGUCGAUCCACGACUUGUUUUCAAAGAGGUUGCACCGACUCGAAAAUCCCCCAUUAUGGGAGAGGCAUCGCUUCGUAACUCCCUGUGGGUGCCUCACAUAUUCCUUGUCAAUGAAAAGGACUCAAGCAUUUUGGGAACGGAAGACAAGGACAUUCUUACAUCGAUCUCUCCCGAUGGUACUGUUAUUAUAUCGUCCAGAAUUCAAGCCACCCUUUCCUGCUGGAUGAACCUCCAAAAGUUCCCGUUCGAUGAACAGGAAUGCUCAACUGUAUUGGAAAGCUGGAUGUAUAACACAUCAGAGUUAGUCAUGCACUGGGAGCCCCGAUCACCAGUAACCCUUGCACCAAAACUACAUCUUACUGAGUAUGUUCUUUUGAACAGUUGGACAAACGAGACUGUGGUUAAUGCUGAUACAUCCGAUCUCAGUCAUGGUGCAUUCGCUGGAAACUACAGUUCAUUGAAAUACACAAUACACAUAGCACGUGAAAUGGGCUUCUACCUCAUGGACUACUUCUUGCCAUCAAUGAUGAUUGUCUCCAUAUCGUGGGUGUCCUUCUGGCUGCAGGCUGAUCAGUCAGCUCCACGUGUUAUGCUUGGUACAACAACUAUGUUAACAUUCAUCACGCUAGCUUCUGGCCAAACCAAGACCCUCCCCAAAGUCAGUUACAUCAAGGUAUCUGAAGUAUGGUUUUUGGGAUGUACCGCUUUCAUUUUCGGCAGCUUAAUGGAAUUCGCAUUCGUAAAUACAAUCUGGAGACGAAGAAAGAACGUUGAACUGAAAAAAGUCAACAGCAAAUACAUUUUGAAAUCAACACUAACCCCAAGACCUCACAGGAAAGAAAUGGGUCUGCAGAAGUCACGAUCAUGUUCCAGUUUGGACGCACCCCGACCACCGUCUACCCCAACAACACCUACAUACAAUAAUUAUUUAACUGUACAUAGCUUCAACUCAAAAUCCAACCUCCCAACGAUCACCACUCAAUCAGUGGAGGAUGUUCGUGAGAAUGGAGACAUAGCAAUAAACAUUGAUCCCGCUUCGUCACUAUCGUCCUUGCCAGGUAACAAGGAUGGAACAGAAACUCCAUUGACACCGGGACCAGAAACAAACCACUAUGGCUGGACAACAAUGACCCCUCAAGAAAUUUCCACAUGGAUUGACCGACGAUCCCGCUUGGUGUUCCCAAUUACCUUUGUAAUAUUCAACGCCUUCUUCUGGACCUUUGUCUAUUGUUUGUAAGGAAAUCUUGAGAAAUCCAGUCCAUAUUUGAUGAGAGCGAUGUUCAUAAAGAAUACAAAAAAAGGGUUGUGCAGUCCUAACAAAAUAUGGGACCUGCCUUUUAUUGUGUUUCUUUGAUAGACAAUAAUUUGAUAGGAUCGAUCACGCGAAUAUGCUUAAGGCCCUCUAUCUCCUAAUUGCGAUGAUUGUUUCGAAGAGAAUUCAACAAAUCACAUUAGUUCUUAGUAAAUUAUUGAAGAUUUCUUUUGUAUAUUUAACUAGUAGCGAACAGUAUUCUUAUUUGAUAGUUUUGUAUAGAUUUUAUCUCAGAGAAAGGAGACCCCCUUUAUGUUUCCAUUCCAAGACAGAGCCGAACAGUAUAUGAUAGUCAGCAAAUAGCUCAAUAGAUGCCUAUGUAUUUUUUAUUGAUUGUAUUUUUUUAUGUAUAUAAACGAAUAUGACUUAUAUGUAUGUGAUAAAUAUAUGUAUCUUAACUCGA
Messenger RNA from Hermetia illucens (black soldier fly), 3113 nucleotides. RefSeq names its product pH-sensitive chloride channel 2-like. The coding region runs from base 488 to 2635 and encodes 715 amino acids. Gene Ontology annotation, molecular function: neurotransmitter receptor activity; extracellular ligand-gated monoatomic ion channel activity; transmembrane signaling receptor activity. NCBI's taxonomy places the organism in Eukaryota, Metazoa, Arthropoda, Insecta, Diptera, Stratiomyidae. Gene Ontology annotation, cellular component: membrane; synapse; neuron projection. The record is from RefSeq and is a predicted model, not a curated record. Gene Ontology annotation, biological process: nervous system process; signal transduction; regulation of membrane potential. The transcript has 8 exons.